Molecule: messenger RNA, 1629 nt
Organism: Amphimedon queenslandica
Lineage: Eukaryota; Metazoa; Porifera; Demospongiae; Haplosclerida; Niphatidae
Product: tRNA-splicing ligase RtcB homolog
Exons: 15
Coding region: 25-1551 (508 amino acids)
Biological process (GO): tRNA splicing, via endonucleolytic cleavage and ligation
Cellular component (GO): nucleus; tRNA-splicing ligase complex
Molecular function (GO): RNA ligase (GTP) activity; RNA ligase (ATP) activity
Source: RefSeq, a predicted model, not a curated record
ACUCAAAGUACCACCCAUUUCAAGAUGGCGUCUGCUGUGAGGACAUACGAUGAAGAGUGCUCGUAUCUCGAGAAAAUAUCAAAUUGCUCCUACAGGAUCAAGAAAGGCUUUGUGCCUAACAUGAAGGUUGAAGGUUUGUUUUAUGUAAACGAUCAUUUGAAGGACCUCAUGUUUGACGAGUUACGUCACCAUUGCUCUAGCGGAGGUGUGGGCGGGUUUUUGCCAGCUGUGAAGCAGAUCGGUAAUGUAGCAGCUCUUCCUGGUAUUGUUGGGAAGUCAAUAGGUCUUCCUGAUGUUCAUUCUGGCUACGGGUUUGCCAUUGGUAACAUGGCUGCCUUUGAUAUGUCUGACCCAGAGGCGGUAGUGUCACCAGGAGGGGUGGGGUUUGAUAUCAACUGUGGAGUGAGACUACUGAGGACUAACUUGUUUAAAAAAGACAUAGAGCCAGUCAAAGAACAGCUGGCACAAUCUUUGUUUGAUCACAUACCAGUGGGGGUUGGAUCUAAAGGAGUUAUUCCAAUGACAGCAAGAGAUCUUGAAUCAGCUCUAGAGAUGGGAAUGGACUGGACUUUAAGGGAAGGUUAUGGCUGGGCUGAAGACAAGGAACACUGUGAAGAAUACGGUCGAAUGCUCCAGGCUGACCCUUCCAAAGUAUCCCAGAGAGCGAAGAAGAGGGGACUGCCCCAACUGGGUACCCUAGGGGCAGGGAACCAUUAUGCUGAGAUACAGGUGGUAGAGGAAAUAUUUGAUAAACAUGCAGCAGCUAAAAUGGGUAUUGAAGAAAAGGAACAAGUGUGUGUUAUGAUCCACAGUGGUAGCCGUGGGUUAGGGCAUCAGGUGGCGACUGAUGCUCUUGUUGAAAUGGAGAAGGCGAUGAAGAGAGACAACAUUGAAGUUAAUGACCGACAGCUAGCUUGUGCUAAGAUAAAGUCAAAGGAAGGAGAGAAUUAUUUAAAAGGAAUGGCAGCUGCUGCCAACUAUGCCUGGGUCAACAGAUCCAGUAUGACCUUCUUGACAAGACAAGCCUUUGCUAAGAUGUUUAAAAGUACUCCUGAUGAUCUUGACAUGCACAUAAUAUACGACGUUUCUCAUAACAUUGCAAAGGUGGAGCAGCACAUAGUGAGUGGGCGUGAGAAGACCCUCCUGGUUCAUCGUAAAGGAUCUACAAGAGCAUUCCCUCCCCAUCACCCACUGAUACCGGUCGACUAUCAAUUAACUGGACAGCCAGUACUCAUCGGAGGGACAAUGGGUACAUGUAGUUACGUUUUGACUGGAACUGAUAAAGGAUUUACUGAGACCUUUGGAUCUACGUGCCACGGAGCCGGUCGUGCCCUCUCCAGAGCGAAAUCAAGGAGAACCCUUGGUUACGAGGAGGUGCUUGAGUCGCUAGCUAAACAAGGGAUAGCGAUAAGAGUAGCAUCACCAAAACUGGUAAUGGAAGAAGCGCCUCAGUCGUACAAGAAUGUGACUGAUGUUGUUGAAACAUGUCAUUCUGCUGGAAUAAGUAACAAAGCAUUCAAAUUGAAACCGAUUGCAGUUAUUAAGGGUUAAUUAACUGAUUGUUUAUUAAAUAUAUUGCAUAUUUGUUUAUAAUUAUUGUCAUUGUUUGUGAUUUUUAUCCAUUCUGUA